AUGAUCAGCGAUCCCAAAUCUGCACAGUUCAUCGCAUGGACUGAACUUGGAACGUCCUUUGUUGUGUCCAAUGUUGGAGAGUUUAGCAGGAGCAUCUUGGGCUCCCAUUUCAAGCACAAUAACUUUUCGAGUUUUGUGCGGCAACUCAAUAUGUAUGGGUUCCAUAAAAUCAACAGGACACCUCGAGCCCAAAGGACAUCGACGGACGCACAGACGUGGGAGUUUUCGCACAGCAAAUUCCUUCGUGGACGUCAGGAUCUCUUGGACGAGAUCAAGCGCAAGGCACUCGAACCUGAUCCGGGUAUGAAGCAUCGCGUUGAGCUGCCAGGAGAAGUUGCGGCGCAACUUAACUCGAUGAGAGAGGAUAACAUCAGAAUGUGGGAUCAGCUUGCUGCUGAGCGGCGUAAGGUCGAGAAGUUGGUCAACGUUGUUGGUCGGCUUUGGGAAGUUGUGAAGAAUAACUAUCCUGGCGGCCAAGUCUUGUUGCCACAAUUCCCAUCGGAACUUUUGGACUCGGAUAGUCCGAACAUCUACAUCACCUCGCCGACGUCGACAUCGCGGUAUCCACCACCCCUUUCCAUGAACAUGCACACGAUGCACACGCUCAACAGUCCAAACUCAAGUCCGACUGCUGCAGAUUUCCCAUCGCAUAUGCAUCAUGGACAUGCACUGUCGCGGCAACAUAGCUUCCAACACGUCAAUGGCUUCCGUGGGGACAGCACAUCCUCGACGCCAUUGCCGUCAUCGCCUGGGUCGAUAUCCAUGGAACUGUUUGACGAUGGCUCGUCGGACAAUAUACCCUCUGGGCGUGGCAGCACCAAGCGGCAGAGGCUUGAUGAAAAUGGUACCGCAAAUGGUAUUAACAACUCGUCAGACUCGAUAUCGCUGAUGUCGUCCGUGUCGUCGCCUGGAUCUGGCACAGGGCCCGGUAUCUCGAGCUUAACUGUGCCGAAGAAGUCCAGUCGAGCGCGGAGCGAUAGUGCACCGCUGGGGUAUGGUGCUGCGUUGUGGCAGCAGGGCGGGCUCUCGUCGGGCGGCGGGGGUCCUGGGCAGCAGGGCGGUGUCGGCAGGCCGAGGAGUGGGAGCGGGUUGGUCCCUAGAGGUAUCCCGAACAUUGGGACAAUGACCAGGAACAAUAACGCGAGCACACCGCUGCUUUCGAUUACCACUGCUGAUGGCGAUUUGAACGGACGGUGA
This is a messenger RNA of Psilocybe cubensis, 1197 nucleotides long. RefSeq lists its product as uncharacterized. Bases 1 to 1197 code for a protein of 398 amino acids. The record is from RefSeq and is a predicted model, not a curated record. Lineage: Eukaryota; Fungi; Basidiomycota; Agaricomycetes; Agaricales; Agrocybaceae. The transcript is spliced from 5 exons. Gene Ontology annotation, biological process: regulation of DNA-templated transcription. Gene Ontology annotation, molecular function: sequence-specific DNA binding; DNA-binding transcription factor activity.